CGCGGAACUCUUCUUCUUUUCUUCUCUUCUUCAACACGCCCGGGUGGCCUUAUCGACGUUGAUCGCCUAUUAUGCCUCCGUUAUCGGGUGAAGAGCGUAUACUAACCGUCUUUGCGGAUAUCCAUUAUUACUUUGCAGCGCCAUGCCCGAAGCCCCUCCAUCACCGGUUUGAUAAGGGCUGCUAUCUAUACCUUUAUCUCAACAGCGCUCUGCAGAAGGUUAGAAUAGAGGUCGCGAACAACCCAGGAACUCCGGAGCAGGAUGCCUUCAAUGGCGCUCUGGAUAACAUCCAUCUCCGACAUUCGACUAAAUUCCCGACUCUCUGCACUGUGACCGUGGACGGACAGGUGCCGAGUCCACCCCCAGGCCAACCGGCGUUUCCACCGCCCCCAGGCGCCAUUUCAAGCGAAUGGCAACUGCCUGGUAACGACUCGCCAGCCCUGUUCCGCCUGCACACCCUAGAUAUUUAUUUUUGGACGACGGAGGACGUCAAUCAGUUCCUAGAUCUGAUCGAGCGGCACCUCUCGCAGUCGCAGAUCGAGACAGACCGACACCCCUUCCCACCUCCGCCCCAGAGCACCGUCAGUUCUGUUGUACAGCAACUGGAAAAUGUAGCGAUCACCGAUCCUGGCUAUCAGAAUGGACAGACUCGCAAUUCUCAAGCCGAGGUCGUGUCUAACCCCGUGCCUAGCUACCAAGCCAUCACACCACCAAGCAACCUCCCUCCUCCCCCUCCACUGGGCGGCUUAGCUACGACUGCCCAGCCAGUCAUGCCUGGAAUUCAGACCGUAGCCAGCGAACAACAGGAUAAUGCUCCGCCGGAACCAACUCCCGCCCCUCUACCUUACAAUCCCGCUGCACCCCCGGCACCAGAGCCAAUUAGACACCGAGAGAAGACCCCUCCCCCAGACGACGCAGAGACAGGGACCGGCCUUGCUGCAGCUGCAGCUGUCGACAAUGGUCUUGCUUAUCCUCAAUCUUCCCAAAUGCCCCAGGGGUUAGCAGCUACAGCAACAGCACCAUCAGCAACAAGAGGUCUAUCUGCCCCUCCACCUCCACCAGGGCCGGCCCCUCCCUACAGCAUGCCUGGAAACUACGUGCCUCCUGGACCCCCGAGUGCUGGCCUCUCCUCGUUCCCAACCUCCCUACCUAGCCCAGGUCUACCCUCCUAUUCUGCCUCGUUCCUAUCAGGCGAGAGCCUCAGCCAUCCCAUGGGGACAAACCAGUCACUACCAGGGCCACCACAGCAGCAGCAGCAGCAGCAGCAGCCGCAACAACAGAUGUCCUUCGCCCCUCCUCCCACUGAUCCUAAUGCGCACCUCUAUGGCGGAGCAGGAGCAGGAGCAGGGCCGACUCCCGGCAUAUACAGAACGUCAACCGACUCAUCAUCGACAUCUACCCCACCGAUGCAGCUCUCGCUAGGUGGUUACUCGAACUACUCGUACGAGCAGCCGGGGCCGAAGCGCAGCGCCACGGUAUCAGGGAACGAGUAUAACGUUCAUAACCAACUGUAUCAGCCGACGGCACAGGAGUCGAUCUCACCGCAUCAGAAGUAUGCCAAAGAGGCGAUGGUGAAGCCGGGGGAUCCGCAUCGGCCGCAGUAUUUUGUGAAGAGUGCGUAUAAAGUGGAGCAUGGGGUGAAUCGGUUUUUGAAGAAGUUGGAGAAGAGGCUGUAGCCACCCCCUGGAACGAACUUGAGAUUCUAAUUCUUGUGAUAUUAUGGUUAAGGGUCUGUUCAUGCCGGAGUUUAGCAUGCUUCUACAUAGUAUAUGAUCGGUUUACACGUUCCAAUCUAACAGCGAUUCAUUCCAUUCCAUAUAUGUUCACUUCAUCUAUUUAUAUCCUCAAUCAAUGCAUACCACAACAUACAAUAACUUAACAAAGAGGAGAUUGUCAUUGCCCAUAACCUUACUACCUUUAACUUCACAUCCACUCCCAUAAUCCUAACAUAAUACAACAAUUAAUCCCUAACAAACGGAUCCACAUCCCCCUCCCUCCAUCUCCUAAACUCCAACACCCUCUCCACCC
Molecule: messenger RNA, 2028 nt
Organism: Aspergillus welwitschiae
Lineage: Eukaryota; Fungi; Ascomycota; Eurotiomycetes; Eurotiales; Aspergillaceae
Exons: 3
Coding region: 72-1676 (534 amino acids)
Biological process (GO): actin filament polymerization
Cellular component (GO): actin filament; cytoplasm
Molecular function (GO): actin binding; microtubule binding
Source: RefSeq, a predicted model, not a curated record